AUGCUAGGUGCAGACACAGAACACUUCGAGUCUACUACAUUAGCAGCUGGAACAGUUAGGUGCAUUGUCGAGGAAGACUCUUUGACCCUUGGCAGAGCAAAGCCAGGGGUCAGCGUCCCACCCCGGGCAGCAAAGCCAGGGGUCAGCGUCCCACCCCGGCAGCAAAGCCAAGGGUCAGUGUCCCACCCCGGCAGCAAAGCCAAGGGUCAGCGUCCCACCCCGGGCAGCAAAGCCAGGGGUCAGCGUCCCACCCCGGGCAGCAAAGCCAAGGGUCAGUGUCCCACCCCGGGCAGCAAAGCCAAGGGUCAGCGUCCCACCCCAGGCAGCAAAGCCAGGGGUCAGCGUCCCACCCCGGGCAGCAAAGCCAAGGGUCAGCGUCCCACCCCGGGCAGCAAAGCCAAGGGUCAGCGUCCCACCCCGGGCAGCAAAGCCAAGGGUCAGCGUCCCACCCCGGGCAGCAAAGCCAGGGGUCUGCAUCCCACCCCGGGCAGCAAAGCCAGGGGUCAGCAUCCCACCCCGGGCAGCAAAGCCAAGGGUCAGCGUCCCACCCCGGGCAGCAAAGCCAGGGGUUAG
This is a messenger RNA of Portunus trituberculatus (swimming crab), 573 nucleotides long. RefSeq names its product basic proline-rich protein-like. The record is from RefSeq and is a predicted model, not a curated record. Bases 1 to 573 code for a protein of 190 amino acids. NCBI's taxonomy places the organism in Eukaryota, Metazoa, Arthropoda, Malacostraca, Decapoda, Portunidae. The transcript is spliced from 2 exons.